AUGGCAGCCCCCCAAUUUCUUAACGCGCCCAUUAUCCUUUUGAAGGAAGGCACCGACACUUCACAAGGACGUCCUCAAAUCAUUUCCAAUAUCAAUGCAUGCCAGGCGAUUGUCGAUAUUGUCCGAACAACAUUAGGACCACGUGGAAUGGACAAACUGAUUUAUGACGACCAUCGCGUCACAAUCACGAAUGACGGAGCGACUGUCGUUGAUCUUCUGAAUGUCGUUCAUCCAGCCGCAAGGGUCUUAGUCGAUCUCGCAAAAGCUCAAGAUGAUGAAGUUGGCGAUGGGACAACGUCUGUUGUGCUUCUCACAGGUGAAUUUCUCACUGAAGCAAAAAAUUUCAUUGAGGAUGGGAUGGCGCCUCAAGUUGUUAUCAAAGGAUUCCAAACAGCCUGCAAACUUGCAAUUGAAAAGCUCAAAGAAAUUCAAGUCUCACUUGCUGACAAGGAUGAAGGAGAACGAAGACUUCUUUUGGAACGUUGCGCCCAAACCACCUUGAAUUCUAAACUUGUUGCUGGAUACAAACAAAUGUUUGCCAAGAUGGUGGUCGAUACGGUUUUGAUGCUGGAUACAUCACUCGAUAAGACAAUGAUUGGGAUUAAGGUGUCUGGUGGUUCUGUCAUGGAUUCAAUGCUCGUCGAUGGCGUUGCUUUCAAGAAAACAUUCAGUUACGCUGGAUUUGAACAACAACCGAAAAAAUUUGAAAAUCCGAGAAUUUUGUUGUUGAAUUUAGAAUUAGAAUUAAAAGGAAAAGAAAAUGCCGAAGUUCGAAUUGAAAAUCCCUCGGAUUAUCAAUCUAUAGUUGACGCUGAAUGGAAAAUCAUUUAUGGGAAGCUUGACAAGAUUGUUUCAACUGGAGCUCAAGUCGUUCUCAGCAGACUUCCCAUUGGGGAUUUAGCAACGCAGUAUUUCGCUGAUAGGGAUAUUUUCUGUGCUGGCCGGGUUGAAGAGUCAGAUAUGAAACGGACAGCUCGAGCGACUGGGGCUCAGAUUCAAACAACAGUUACCAACGUGUCGCUCGACGUACUUGGAACGUGUGGAAUUUUCGAGGAAAUUCAAAUUGGUUCAGAAAGAUACAAUCUCUUCAAAAAUUGUCCUCGUGCAAAAUCUGCAACGCUCAUUCUACGUGGUGGCGCGCAACAAUUCAUUGAUGAGGCGGAAAGAAGUCUUAAUGACGCAAUUAUGAUUGUGAGACGAGCCGUGAAGACGAACUCCAUUGUGGGGGGUGGCGGUUCUGUUGAGAUGGAACUCAGUCGUGCUCUCAGGGAGCACAGCCGGUCCAUCAGUGGGAAGCAGCAGUUGUUAAUCAAUGCAUAUGCAAAGGCGCUCGAAUGCAUUCCCAAAGCUUUGGCUUCAAAUAGCGGUCUGGACCAGACGGACAUUCUGAACAGGCUGAGACACAGGCACCACGAAGGAAAGCUUGAAAAUCGUUGGUUUGGUGUGGAUUGCUCUGAUGGUGGAAUUUGUAACGCGUUUGAAAGGUUCAUAUGGGAGCCUUCCCUUGUUAAGUUACACGCCAUUCAAGCGGCCACUGAGGCUACUUGUGUUAUUCUCUCGAUUGAUGAAACAGUCCGCAAUCCUAAAAGCAAUCCAGAACCUCAAAAUCAAAUGCCAGCUGGAAGAGGAAGAGGUCAGUCAAGACGAGGAAGCUAA
This is a messenger RNA of Condylostylus longicornis, 1656 nucleotides long. Its product is annotated as T-complex protein 1 subunit eta-like. Gene Ontology annotation, molecular function: ATP hydrolysis activity; ATP-dependent protein folding chaperone; ATP binding. Gene Ontology annotation, biological process: protein folding. NCBI's taxonomy places the organism in Eukaryota, Metazoa, Arthropoda, Insecta, Diptera, Dolichopodidae. The record is from RefSeq and is a predicted model, not a curated record. Gene Ontology annotation, cellular component: chaperonin-containing T-complex.